This is a messenger RNA of Notechis scutatus (mainland tiger snake), 1570 nucleotides long. Lineage: Eukaryota; Metazoa; Chordata; Lepidosauria; Squamata; Elapidae. The record is from RefSeq and is a predicted model, not a curated record.
UGCUCUCAUUUCUCUUGACCAGAUCUUUAGUACUCCACAGUAUCAUCCCAGGAGUCAGCCUUUUGUAGAUCACGUUUUCACCUUCUCCAUCACGGACGAGAGGAUCUGGUUUCGAAAUUAUCAGAUCAUAGAGGACGAUGGAGCUCUUGUUGAAAUUGGGCCUCGUUUUGUCCUGAACCUUAUCAAGAUCUUCCAGGGCAGCUUUGGAGGACAAACCCUGUAUGAAAACCCCCAUUACCAGUCUCCAAAUAUGCAUCGUCGGGAAUUAAGACUGGCCCUAGUUGCUAAAUUUAGAGAAAAACAAAACAUGAAAGAGUUACAGAAAUUGAAGAGUACGGAAGACCCAGCACUCAUUCCUAAAGAUCCCACCGAGGAAGUUUUUGAAACACCUGCUGAAGAAAAGCCAAUGGAGAUCGAACUGGUGAGGCCAGAACCAAAAAUGAGUUUGAAAAAGAAAAAGAAGAAAGUACACCAACGACAGAGGAAGUGGAAGAGAAAGCUUGGCAGAAGUGGAGUGCAGAAUUAGAACUUUGAAAAAAAGAUGAUUAACUGAACUUUAUAGUACGGGAGUCUAAAUCAGUUACUACGCUACUUUUCUAAUCAAGUUAUCUACUGUAGCAUCACCUGUAAUCACUUAUUGGCUGGUCUUAAAUAUUUUUACAAAAAUAAUUGGAUUUUCUUGCUUUUUUCUUAAAAAAGGAAGUUGGUGAUGGGUAUAACAGGGUUAGAGAGAGCCAGUGGCUCUAGCAACAUCUCUCAGAUUUGCUUUGGGGGAAAAAAUAGCCCACUGGAACAAACAAAACCUCUUUUAAUCUACUGUUUGGAAAAAUAAACUCAAGUCAACUGAACACAGAAAUCACCCACUCACAGUUUCCAAUAGUUUAAUAACUGAAAUGCCUUCUCGGUCGGAAGACUAACAGUUUAUGAAACUAGUAUGCUUUCUGCAUUUUUUGCUGUAGAUGUCCUAUAGUAAUUCCUACCUGAAGAUUCAUAACUUUUAAUCCUGUAUUAUAGAGGUUGUUUACUUCUUAUCAGUGAGGGAAAACAUUGUUAUUAAUAGCUGGAGGUAAAAUUUUAUAUAUACAUGUAUUCAACUAAGAUUCUUCAGCCUCUGGAAUGUUUUCCUUGUAUUCCAUAUCAUUUACAGUUUUGGAUAUACUGCACCCCAAUUGCUUUCUUAUUAAAAAAAAGGACAAAAAGUACAGGCUAAGUGUAUACAGUUGGGGUUGGCUUGCUUUAGAAGUCAUUAUGAAUAGAUGCUUUGAAAUGCACAGGAGCACAGCACUUUAAAGCAGUUCUUUUUUUUCUGCAUGAAAAAAUGCACGUUUGAAUGAGAAUUGAGAAAAUACAAACUUGCUUUAAAGAAGUAGUGUACUCCUUUGCUUAUUCAAAUAAUUUGAGCUAUGCACAAUCCUGUAAUACUUUACUGCUUUAACCAACAACUAAUAUUUGUUGGUUCAAUAGCCACUGCCAAGCAAUUUAAAUUCAAGGAUGUAAUUUCUUGUGUUACAACAGUUUUCUCAGCAUUGGCAUUGCUGAAUUUUUGAAAUAUUAAAUUGGAGGGACUAGA